Molecule: messenger RNA, 3176 nt
Organism: Pelodiscus sinensis (Chinese soft-shelled turtle)
Lineage: Eukaryota; Metazoa; Chordata; Testudines; Trionychidae
Source: RefSeq, a predicted model, not a curated record
CCCAUGUGUAACUGCUAGGAUUUGUAGCAGUUACAUAGUUACAUUUUUAAAUGAUUUUUUACAUCCCUAAAGGGGACUACAGAAAGCAUAAGUGAUUGUAUUCUGCAUUACAUGAGAGAGGAAAGGAUAGCUUUACAGAAAACCUUUAAAAAGUCAGUUAUUCCACAAUAAUGUUGCCAAAUGGAGUUCCAUUAUCCAGACUGAAUCUGAAAUUGUGAAUUCAUCCAAUGAUGAGGGGUAGCCAUAUUAACUGAGUAAGCUGAGAGCAUCCACUGCCCUCAGUAAGCUUUCCAAGAGCAUUACAUAUCAGGUUUUCUACAAAAGGGGCAGUUAGAUGGGGCAAGGUGAGGAAUAAAACAAGAAAACUUUAUAUGACCCCAGGUUUGUUUUCAUGGUUUUGGGUGACACUUGGAAAGUCAUCCACUUCCACCAUCCUAAAUUAACUCUUUGUACAGCUGGCCAUGGUAGCAGUUGGUGUAUCGAGGCUGGGAGGCAAAGGCACCAAUGCCUACUGGACAAGGCUUUCUUUGUUGCUGUACAAUACUCAAGUUAAGCUCUGAGAGCAUAUGCACUCACUAAUGGGCAUCCAGUUUGAACAUUGGUGAGCUUUUGAGUGAAAAGGGGGCGGGAAAUAAAGAGAAGUAAAAGAUGCUCUGGAGAAGGAAAAGAGAUAGCUGCAUCAGGGCAAGAUACGAGGGUGCACAGAGAGGUGGAUGGUUUUUUUAUUACCCUCCCCCAAAAAUCAGUGGCUUCUGAUUUAAGAUCAUUCAUAAAUCUUACAUUUAAACAGCUAUCUGUUGCCAUGGGUGGACUUACACAACAAGAAACAGCACAUGGAUACUAAAGUUUUUAUUUGGAUUAUAUGGACACUCUGCUAAAUUACUGAAAUCAAAACUCUUCAGAGCAGCUGCAUCAAAUACAUCAUUUCCAGAAAUUUGGUUACUUCUGGUACAGUAUUUUGAAAGAAUACCUGGAUUUUUUGGGGUAGUUAAGAGAAACAGUUUCUUUACAAUGCCUGAAAUUCUAGAAAGUAAAGCUGAUCCUGAACUUUUUUCACCUAAUCCUGAAGUACGUGGAAUGACAACACUCGACAGAGCAGCUUUCAGCAGAAUAAUUGUUGUUCCAGUUCUAAAAGUGAAAAAAGAAGUAAUAAACAAAUUAAUGAAAUCCCUCAGACAUACAACAUUGCAGCGCCCUGGUCUGAAGCGAGUGAUUGAUGAUCCAAAAGAUGAAGACAGUAGACUUGUUUUGUUGGAUCCCCAUAAAAUAGCAGCAGAAUAUUCAUUGGGAGAAUCUGAUCAAGAAGUAUUAAAGCAAUUUAAUGUUGACCCUCAGGUGUCCAAGUAUAACUUGGAACUGACUUAUGACAAUUUCAAGACUGAGGAAAUCUUACGAGCAGUGCUUCCUGAAGGUCAAGAUGUCACUUCUGGAUUUAGCAGGAUUGGCCAUAUAGCUCACUUGAAUCUUAGAGAUCAUCAGCUAACCUACAAACACUUGAUUGGUCAGGUUAUAAUUGACAAGAAUCCAGGCAUCACCUGUGCAGUAAAUAAAAUCAAUAUUAUUGACAGUACUUACCGAAAUUUUCAAAUGGAAGUGCUAGCAGGAGAGGCCAAUAUGAUAACAAAGACUAGAGAAAACUACAUCACCUAUGAAUUUGACUUUUCUAAAGUCUAUUGGAAUUCCCGUCUUAGCACAGAACAUGGCCGUAUCAUUGAACUUUUAAAGCCAGGUGAUGUUUUGUUUGAUGUCUUUGCCGGGGUUGGGCCUUUUGCCAUCCCAGCAGCAAAGAAAAAGUGCAACGUAUUUGCAAAUGAUCUCAACCCUGAAUCCUACAAAUGGCUUCUACACAACUGUAAAUUAAAUAAAGUGGAUCAAAAAAUAAAAAAGUUCAAUAUGGAUGGUAGGGAUUUUCUUCUGGGGCCAGUUAAAGAAGCGUUAACCAAGGAAUUGUCACUUCUUACAAAAGAAAGGAAACACUCUCUGCACAUAGUCAUGAAUUUGCCAGCUUUGGCUAUAGAAUUUCUAGAUGUUUUUAAACAUUUUUUAGAUGGAAAGCCAUGUAGUGCUGACCACCUUCCCACAGUGCACUGUUACAGCUUCUCAAAACAUGAUCAUCCUGCCAAAGAUGUUCAAGAACGGGCUGAAGCCUUUUUGGGAACUUCUUUAGAAGGACGCUGCUCUACUCAUCUGGUGAGAAAUGUUGCACCGAAUAAGGAAAUGAUGUGCAUCAGUUUUCAGAUCCCAGCUGAAGUACUGUACAAGAAUCAGUUUACUAAUGAAGAGAAUCCUGAGGAACCAGCCUCCAAACGCCUGCGCCCAAAUGAAGACUCUCCUGAAGAAAAAUUACCUAGUUUAAAAGACCCGUUAUAAUACAGUUUUGGUUAUUUUGUGCAAGACGGCUAGGUGGGAAAUCUACUCAAGUCAUUGGAAGCAGAAUGGAAAUAUCCACUUACACCAAGAAAAUAGUUAUCAUGUAUGAAGGUCUGGGGUUUUUUUGUUUUUUUUUUUUUCCUGGAUCACCUUGCUCCUGUACAUUUUAAUUCCAGGAAUGGUAACCAGGCAGGAUUUUUUUUUUAUUGCAGAGAAUAUUAAACUUUUUAUUUUCUCAUGUUAAGUGUUAGUUCUGUGGUGUGUAAGAUGUCCUUCGGAGUAGCGAAAUGUCCAGUAAUGGUAUGAUACCACAAAGAGAUUGGGAAGGUUUCCAGAUGUAGCUCUAUUUUUGGCAUUUGCAGUUUAUGGCAAUACUUUUAUUGUAAAUAUUUUAGAUUGGAUAUUAGGGCCCGUUCUGUGUUUGUAGUACAUUUCAAAGGAGACUUGUAUGUAUGUUAGGAAAGGCCAUCUGUAUUUGUGCAAGCAGAACAGGGCUCUGAAUGUGCAGAUGGGUUUGGCAUUUACAAGCACUGUAUUUACACAAAGGGAGGAAAGUGCAUGAACAUAUGAACAGCUCUUGGGUAAGCAAGACAACUUUUUGAAAAUUUUUUGAGAAUAAGGUACACACGUGUACUUCUGCCACUGUGGCGAUAAAUGGUAUUACCACCAAACUGAUUUAGCUAGGUUUUAGAGAACCCUGUGGGUAUUGAAGCUUGAAACUCUGUUGCCUGCUAAGUGGCCAUUAGUACCUAACACAAGGGCUACGUCUACACUGCAGGCUUCUUGUGCAAGAACUGUUUUGCAGA